Messenger RNA from Pistacia vera, 999 nucleotides. RefSeq lists its product as uncharacterized. Gene Ontology annotation, molecular function: zinc ion binding. The transcript has 3 exons. NCBI's taxonomy places the organism in Eukaryota, Viridiplantae, Streptophyta, Magnoliopsida, Sapindales, Anacardiaceae. The coding region runs from base 1 to 999 and encodes 332 amino acids. The record is from RefSeq and is a predicted model, not a curated record.
AUGGGAAGUGUCAAGGAUGUAGAUGAGGUUGCAUACAAAUGGUUGCUUGAAAAUGAACCACACCAAUGGUCCAGACAUGCGUUUGACACAAUAGCAAAGUCAGAUCACAUAACUAACAAUAUGAGUGAGUGCUUCAACUUAUGGCUUGGUGAAGACAGGGAACUUCCUAUACUCAGUCUACUAGAACUUUACCAACGUAAGGUAAUGAAGCGGUUACAAUGUAGAUUGAAAGCUGGUACAAAGUGGAUUACACCUUUUCCACCAGUAGUUCAUAGAAAGAUAAACAAGAUGAUUGAGGCAGCUAGAAAUGUCAAAGUCCGGUACCCUAGAUCUGAUGAGUUUGAAGUAGAUGAUGAGAAUGUAAAGCCAUGUAAAACUCAUGUUUUGGUUUUGGGUAAGCAACUGUGUGAUUGUGGGAUGUGGCAACUAUCGGGAAUUCCUUGUGUUCAUGCUAUUGCCUGUUUGUUACACAAAAGCAUUUCCAACUAUGAACAUUAUGUUGAUCCGAAGCUUAGAAUUCCGAUGUACCUGCAAACUUAUGCAUACAUGGUCCACCUUGUUCCCGACAAGACUAGUUGGCCAGAGGUCAGUGAUGAAUAUAUUUGGCCACCAUACAGGCAGCCCAAGGUCGGCAGACCUUCGAAAUCAAGAAGGAGAGAUCCAAAUGAAGAGCCAAAAUCUAAAAAGGUCUCUACACUUAGGUGUAGUGUCUACAGUGUCUUGGGGCAUAACAAAAAGCGAACCUUUGUGUCCAAAAUGACUGAACCCUCUUCAAGAGCUCGAUUUGCAGCAAACUUGUCCCAAGCUUCAAGUUCAAAGGAUUUAGACUAUGUUGGAUUUGUUAAUACAAGAAAUUCCACAUUUGGUUAUUUGUUCCUAUUAGCCGGAGAAGCAGUUUCAUGGAAGAGUGCGAAGCACUCUAUCAUUGUUGUGUCCACCAUGGAGGCUGAGUUUAUUGUGAUAAUAGCUGACAGCAACGAAAUAGCAGUAAAACAGUAA